Camelina sativa (false flax) is the source of this 901-nucleotide messenger RNA. Its product is annotated as sigma factor binding protein 1, chloroplastic. The record is from RefSeq and is a predicted model, not a curated record. Lineage: Eukaryota; Viridiplantae; Streptophyta; Magnoliopsida; Brassicales; Brassicaceae.
CAAACAAAUGUAAAAAAGACAACAUUAUAUAAAGCUCUGUCGAAGCUUGAAAAAUUAACUGAAAAACAAAAAGAAAAGCAAAUAAAAAAAAAACACAUAAACAUCUGUCUGAAUCCUCUCAUAUGGAGUCAUCAUCAUCGACGUUUCUUACCACCACAAGCUUAGAACAGAGAAACCCAUCUCUUGUUUCAAGAAAAUCACCAAAGCAUAAGAAGAAGACGAACAAACCCAUCAAAGUCCGUUACAUCUCAAACCCCAUGAGAGUCCAGACUUGUGCUUCCAAGUUCAGAGAGCUUGUUCAAGAGCUGACUGGCCAAGACGCGGUAGAUCUUCAACCGGAGUCCAUCUACGACUCGCCAUCCUCCUCCGACCACAACCCUUCUCCGCCACCGUGCGCGGUCUCUACGCCGGAGGAUCUGACGCCACGUGUUCUCCAUCAUCAGGAGCUGUUCGAUGGUAGAGUCGGUGAUUGUUACGAGCCGUUGGCUGGGGAAGAGAUGUUUUUGCCACAGCUGUCGGCAGGUUUUUCUGGGUUUUUCUCGAAUGGGUUUUACAAUGUGAAUGACUUUGGAAGCAUCGAUUCUAUGUGACUAAAAUUAGGGUUUCAUCGAGUAGAUUAUAUAUAAAAUUAUGAACUUGAUACAUAAUUUUAACCACCAAAGAAAUAGAAAAAAAGAUUUAAAUUGAUACAUGGAUAGAUCAAUUAACUAGGGUUUAAGAUGCGAGUUAUAUGAGUAAGUUAUACUGUACUGUAUAAAGUUCUGAAUUGAUCUUGUUUUAUAUGUAUUUUCUUGAUUUGUUUGGUUUAUUGUCCCUUUAAACUUCGGUAUGUAUGAAUGAAUAUGUAUUUCUUAUGUAAUCAAGAAGUGAUAUUCUAUUUCUAUAGUUAGCUAAUAGCAAA